This is a messenger RNA of Monodelphis domestica (gray short-tailed opossum), 1353 nucleotides long. The record is from RefSeq and is a predicted model, not a curated record. NCBI's taxonomy places the organism in Eukaryota, Metazoa, Chordata, Mammalia, Didelphimorphia, Didelphidae.
AUGAGGUCUGGGGGAGAUUACAGCCUGUACCUGAAAUGGAGGAUAAAUAAAGCAGAACAGAGAUCCCAGAGCCAUUUCUCAGAGCCUGAAGGUGCAAAGGGAAACUUCAAAAGGAUAUCUUCCCCCCUUUUACUAGUUCAGUCCAUGGAGCCCUCCUUGGAAGCUGAGCAGAAAAAGGAGGGAGACGUGCAAUCUGCCAGUUCAAAAGAUUGGGACCUGGUGUGUGGACAGAAGCCACUGAAAUCCAUUGUUCAGACAAUAUACAUGGGAGGACAGCAGGCAGGAAGUAUUGUUUUUGGGAUACUCUCUGACAGGUAUGGUCGAAGGACAAUGCUGCUGUGUUCCUCUCUGAUGGCCACCAUUGUUGGUUCCUGUGCAUCCUUUAUGCCCACCUAUGCUGGCUAUGUCGUAUUCCUUUUCCUCAAUGGAGUAGCUCUCACAGGCGUCACUAUCACUUGUCUUUGCCUAAGUGAGUAUCAGAGGAAGUCAGAAUCCUGGUUGUUAUACUAUGGGGCAGAAGCCGGAACGGCAGAGCUCUUAGCAGCCUGGCGAGGAAAGGAGCUGGCAAGUUUUGGCAAAGUUGUGAUGUCUUAUAUUGAAGAGGAUCUUGCAGGUGUGAAGGCUUCUCCUUUUUUCACAGACCUUGUCCGGACACCAGGAAUACGUAUAACCACAUUCUGUCUCAUGCUUGAGUGGUUUGCUUGUGGCUUCUCCUUUUAUGGACUGGGUUUAGACUUGCAGAAAUUUGGGUUCAGCAUUUACUGGGUCCAAUUGAUAUUUGCACUUAUAGAUCUGCCAGGAAAGCUGCUGUCUUCCAUCAGUAUGUCUUACCUGGGACGUCGAGUUACUUUAAUUUCCUUUAUGCUUCUUCCUGGAGUUUUGAUCAUCAUUAGCAUCUUUGUACCUCAAGACAUGCCUGUCUUUUGGAUGAUACUUAGUGUGCUUGGAAAAGGGUUCCUGGGAGGGGCCAUUUCCUGCCUCUACCUUUAUAUAGAAGAACUCUACCCAACUGAAAUCAGACAGAUGGGCCUGAGUGCUGGUCUAUUUAGUAUACGCUUUGGCGCAUUUCUAUCUCCCAUGGUCUUCAUUGGGGGCAGCUACUUCCCUAUUCUGCAGCCCUUGUUGUUUGGGAUGGUCCCCAUCGUUUCCGCAGCUUCUGCCUGCUUCUUGACUGAGACUCGUGGCCUUCCACUUCUGGACACCAUCCAGGAGGCAGAGAACAGGAGCCCCCAUCACGAGUCUCAACAGGCUGGGGGAGGAGAUUAUGAAGAGGUAGCUGUGGCCUUAGGAGUGACUCUUCUGACUUCUAAAGGUCCCCCAGGAGAGCCUAAUGGUUUGCUCUCUUUGCAAUAA